Cuscuta epithymum is the source of this 1036-nucleotide messenger RNA. Lineage: Eukaryota; Viridiplantae; Streptophyta; Magnoliopsida; Solanales; Convolvulaceae. The record is from the annotation of a GenBank genome assembly.
UUUAUGCUUACAUUCUCAAUCACACAAAUGUAUUAAGAUAGCAAGUUCUACAAACCUUUCUACUGAUAUUCUGAAGCAGCAUGCGGUAAAUUACGUAGUUUAAAAAAAAUUGAAAAACAAGGUAGAGAUCAGAUCCAACAUGGAAUCAUGGUGAUAAAUUUAAAAAAAAAAAAAAGAAAACCAGAAGCUGGCUUAGCUCUUCAAUUAUUCGAAGGAGCAGAUCGAGUAGGGCAACACAGAUCAGCAAGAUAGACGAACACUCUUAGGUAAUUAUCCCCCAUGAGUACUGAAUGGUCGUCCAGCAACGCCAAUGACAUUCAAAAUCAGAGAAAAAGGCCCUUCCCAACAGAAGCUGCCAUCACACACUGCGUUGUUGUCGCCGUGGAUCACUCCUCUAUACACUAUAGAGUCUGCGCUGGAUGUGAAAGACCCCUCCCUGACCCCAAUCCCGACACUCCCUCGCCCGUUUGUAUGUACUGUUCUUCUUCGGCAUCCUCCAACCCCACACCCUCUGCUUCCAAACUUCUCUUCCGUGUCCUUAUGUCUAUAGCUACGGAUACCAAGGUAAUCGCGGUGAUAAUGUUUGACAGAGCGGCUAGGGUUCUGUUUGGCUGCUCCGCUGACGAGUUCUUUGAGUUCACCAAGACUCGUCCUUCUGCAGCUAGAAGUGCAGGUAAAGCUCUGGAAGGGGAGAUGCUGAGGAUUACAUUGUCACAACCCAAAAGUGGGAAUGCACGUAAUCUCAGAGUGGUUUCAGUCAUUCCCUUGAGGUCUGGUUUUCAGCCCAUUAUUACAACUUUGAGGGAAUUGUAUUUAGUGAAUGCUGUCUUGUAAUAAUAUUUUUGAUUUUUGAUGUCACAGAAUCUCUCACGUCUUCACUGACAUGAUUUUCUUUUUAUUUGCUCCUGCUUUGUUAUCUUUUUACAAAAUGUAUGUUUGUGUUAUAUCAUUUUCUGAUAAUGAAAUUUUGGUGAAUACUCAUGAUUUGAUUGAAAAGUACGUAAACCAUGGAAUAACGUGCACAUAAUGUUUACCU